This is a messenger RNA of Hirundo rustica (Barn swallow), 4829 nucleotides long. RefSeq names its product integrator complex subunit 7-like. NCBI's taxonomy places the organism in Eukaryota, Metazoa, Chordata, Aves, Passeriformes, Hirundinidae. Bases 1 to 831 code for a protein of 276 amino acids. Gene Ontology annotation, cellular component: integrator complex. The record is from RefSeq and is a predicted model, not a curated record. The transcript has 6 exons. Gene Ontology annotation, biological process: snRNA 3'-end processing.
AUGGAGGAAUUCCGAAACCUGGCCACACGCUAUGGAGAUCUUAUUAAUGUCAGACAACAGCAGAGCUGCCUGUUGAUUUCACAUGCAAUAGAAGCUCUGAUUUUGGAUCCAGAGUCUGCAAGUUUCCAGGAAUGUAGCUCAAAUGGAACAGCUCAUGUUGAAAGCGAAUAUGAAAGAAGGAUGAUGUCUGUAUUUAAUCAUGUACUAGAGGAAGUGGAAUCCCUCAACAGGAAGUAUGCUCCUGUGUCUUACUUGCAUACAGCUUGUCUGUGCAACGCUGUCAUUGCCUUGUUGCAGGUGCCCCUUUCAUUUCAAAGGUACUUUUUCCAAAAGCUGCAGUCUACAAGUAUUAAGCUCGCUCUAUCCCCAUCUCCAAGGAACCCAGCAGAGCCUAUAGCAGUACAGAACAACCAGCAGUUGGCCCUCAAGGUGGAAGGAGUGGUUCAGCACGGAUCCAAGCCAGGCCUUUUCCGUAAAAUCCAGUCCGUCUGUCUGAAUGUCUCCUCAGUGCUGCAGAGCAAAUCUGGACAAGACUAUAAGAUUCCUAUUGACAACAUGACCAACGAAAUGGAGCAGAGGGUGGAACCGCACAACGACUACUUCAGCACUCAGUUCCUGUUAAACUUUGUGAUCCUUGGCACCCACAACAUCACAGUGGAGUCCUCUGUGAUAGAUUCAAAUGGCAUUGUCUGGAAAACUGGGCCUAAAACAACUAUUUUUGUUAAGUCUCUCGAGGAUCCGUACUCUCAGCAGGUUCGUCUCCAGCAGCAGCAGGGGCAGCCUCCAUCCCAGCAGCAGCAGCAGCAGAGAACCGCCUACUCACGCUUCUGAUUGCCAGGAGUGACUCCAUCCUGCUCACUUGGUGUUGCAGUUUUGCUUGGACACUUCUUUUUUUAUUAUUUUUUUGAAGAUUUUUUUUAUUAUAACCUUCUCCUGAGAAAGUCUCAGAUGCCAGUUUGUUGCUUUUGAAAUUAUCUGGGGUAAAUGUGAACUUGAUUCAGCAGAGGCAGCUGUUCAAAUCUGAAGUUGUGCUCUUACUAUAAGGACUUCUGCCUGAUCUCUGACUUGUGUUUACAAACCUGUUCCAGCAGGCUCCACAAACUGCAGUAGCAGGGGACACUACGAGCUCGUUGACUGGUACUUUCCAUGUUUUUUAAAGCAGACAUAGGUUCUAAUGUCCGGAUUCUGGGACAUUGGGAAACGCUUCACUUCGGCUGGUUAUACAGAAACGAGGGUAAUACCAAGUGUGUAUCUUUUAAUGUGAAGGAAUUGGCAGGAAUUUCCAGAGAUUCUUUUUCUGACAUUUUAAUGGCAAGUUCCAGUAUUUGACUGGUAUGUGUAUGUUACUGCAAUUCAUCUGCACUACUUAAUGCACGCAGCUGAAAGGAAAAAAAGAACUGUAGUUCACUUGUGAUACCCAGUCACUGCAGAGGGAGGAGACUGCUCGUGGGGCUGCUCUCAGGGGAGUCUUGCAAGUAGCAGAGUUUUACAGAUGGGAAUAAUCACUGUCUCUCAGAUGAUAUGGAAUAUAUUACCAUGUUGUUUUUAAACUUUCAUGCGUCUGUGUUACUGAAGCCUUUCAUUUUGUUGUUUUUUUUUUAUUUAAUCUUUUAAGAGGGAAGUUAAAAUGAAUGACUUGCAAGUUAACCGCUUUGUUUUUUAAAAGGAGUCCUUUUAAACCUUUAUACCAAAACUUUGUAAUCUUAUGUAUUCUUUGACCAAUUUGAGAAGUCUAAUUGUUAAUUUUACAAGAAUACUUGAAAUAGAAUUUUGCCAAUUCUAGAAAUGGAUCCAGAAUAAUUUUGGAAAUACACUGCUUCAUACAUAAUUUUCACACUUCUUUUGUGGUAUAAAAGGCUGAACUGUAUCCAGACUCACAGGCAGUAGAUCACAUAACAUGACCUUCACCUGGUCUUCAUAAAUAGUCUCUGCUUAUAUCACUAUGCAGGAAAGCAGGACUCAGUUGAGUGAGGAGGAGGAAGGAGGGCACUUCUUACAUACUUGAGCGUGUUAAUCCCUCCCAUUGAAGGAGAAAUUUUUAUUGCUAUUUUCUCAGCAAAUUCCCAUGAUACUGUUAUUUCUUCCAUCUGAUUUCAUUCUAGAGCUGACUGGAGUUUACAGAUUUUGCUUGCUUCAGGUGCAGAGAAUAUGAUAAUGAAUUGCUGUUAAGCUGAGGCUUCUUUUGCAUAGCAGGAUGAAGAAGUUUUUGCAGUGUUUUCACAUAGUAGUUCCUCUUGGCUUGAGACUAUGAAAAAAAGGAAAAGAACUGGAAGUGAUGAUGUCACAUCAUGGCCAGGCUGUAAUCCAAACUAGAAAAGAUAAUUGGGAUGCAGGGUUGAGACAAAAGGCAUAAAAUUGGUGAAAAGUUAAGCAGCAUCCUUCUUAAAUGAUUUUCCUUUUGAGCAGGAGACAGAGUGCCACUGCCUUUCAAGCUGACUGAGGAAAGUGGUGAUUUCUGUCCCAUUUUUGUGGUUCCAUGCCUAUAGUUUGGGGGGUGUGUGUAUCUACAUGCAGCUGUGUGCACACAUGCAUGCAUGAGCCUGUAGCUACAUCUAGUUAAAUGGUCCAGAAAGAGCUGACUGACCUGCUGCUCUGUGUGCUCUCUGUCAGACUGAGGAUCUGAACUCUUUGUGGUCAGCUGGGUUUUUUCAUUAAAGCCAUAGAUCAGCGUCUUUACCACAAAAACCUCCGUAUUUUAAUGCAAAAAAAAAAAAAAAAAAAAGAGAGAGAGAGACUAAGAGGUCAAACAUUUUUUUUAUCAUGCAUAAUGAAUGUGUGUUUCUUGCUGUCACUGACCAAUAUGUUGGUGGAAACCUUUGGUGGUGCCAUUCCAAAACAACUCAGAAAUUACAAGACAUUUCCAUGCUGGAGAACAAACUUUUCUCGUAAGUCACGUGAUGUUCAGAGUGCAUAGCUAAACUUACGAGAAGCCUAGUAGGAAAAAACCCAGCCUUAUCGAGGGAAAGCCUUGCUCUGGCCUGAGGCUUAACUGUCUGUGAGCUGGUGAGAUUAACCCUAGUAGAGCUGAAAAAAGUGUUCCUUCUUUAAACAUGUCUGCCUCCCUGAUCUGAGGGGCCUCUAGAACUCCAAGGGCUUGUAUCAGUUUUAAAGCCAAGGAAAUAAUAAUUGAAGCCUGAGAAUCUGGAUGUUAGGUGUGGGAGAUUGCAUGGGGAGCAAAAUUGCAAUUGCUGCUUAUUGGAAAUCAGCUCGUAUAGGAAGGUGGCUUGCUGGACAAAUACCUGUAUUUCUAGCAAACUCUUCAGAGUUUCUCAUGCUGACUCAUUUGCAGGUUAGUUAUAUGUGUGUGCUGAUCAGGAAAUGCCCUGGAGCUCUUGGUAAAUUCUCCUUUUAUGUAAACCCAGUGUUUUAUGUUUUGUUGGAUUUGUAGCGAGGUUAUUUUUUCUGUGUGUCUUGAUUGUUUUCUAACAUGAUGUAUUUUUAUUCCUAAUGUGCUGGGAAAUACACUUGUCAAACAGAAACCAUGGAUUUUAUGGCAAACAAUGUCUCAAAAUACCUAAAGAGCAGUGAGGAAGGGUGUUAAAGUUACAGCAAUAUACAGAAAGCUGCUGUUGGAGCUAUCAGCUGUGAAUGUGAUCCUUGACCAUUCGUGGAAGCAGGGAGGUUGUUCUUGAGUCCUGCAUUUGGUUUCUGGUGCCCGUACUUGAAGAUGCGCAACAAAGAAUUUGGAAAGCCCUUCUAAGAUAGGACCCAACUUAAAUCUCCUUCGUGUUUCUCAGUAAACAAAGCAGUAACUUGAUUACUAUGCAUAGCUGCACACUGAUAAUGAGAGACAAUUCAGAUCUGUUUCACUUACUGGCAGAAGAAAGAAGAUAUUCAGUGGCUGGACAUUGCUCCUGAGACAGCUGCUAGGAAUUCGAACAGCAAGAGGGGCUUAUGCAGACAGCUACAUCAUGACCUGUUCCUAAUCACUGAGAUAUGCUUUCAUCCAGCUUGGAUAAAUUGUUGGGCUGCGCAGGAGGAGAUGAUUGAAUGAAGAUGACUGGAGGUGCUGAUAAUAUGUGCAGUUCAGCAUUAAGGCAGUAGGUUUUGGUGCUUAGGCUCUAUAAUUUGACCUGACUUCUCCAGGGAUGGUGCAGCCAGUUACUCUCGGAAGUUCACAUGCCUGCGAACAGGUGCUCAGGCGUUCCAGAAAGUGUCAUUUCUGGAUUCCUGGCUGAGCCCUUGCUCCAGGCAAUGUGCAACUGAAUGCAGGGCAGGGAAGGAAUGUCCGCUGUCAGAUUCUACCUUCCCCUGGAAUUUGGAGUGUCACCUCCUGCUAAGGUCAUUCAAGUGUAUGUCAGAAGUGAUUCCUGAAGUUGCACUCAUCGUGGGUAUUCAUGAAAUCUUAGACUUCCUUUCUUAUUUUUGUUUCCUUGGAUAUGCCCUCAUUUUACCCAAGGACUGAUAUGCCUCAAUAUAGCUGAAGAUUUUGCAUUUGAUAGGGGAUAUAUUCUGACUUAAAUCCUGUGAAACUGUACAGGAAUUGCACAGGUCUAGAAGCAAGUUCAAUGGGUUUUUUAGCAUAUGCAUAAACUUUUAGAAAUAUUUUUAUUUACUGAUAUCACAAGUUAAAAAACACCACCAACUUACUGAAGGAAUUUAUUAGAUUUGAAGGAAUUUUACUGCAUUCCUAAAAUAUCUUUUGAGUGAAAUUCAGUGUGUGUGUGUGUGUAUAUGUAUAUAGAGAAAGAGAGAUCUCAUACAACACAGUAUGGAGACAUCUUGCUUUCAGAUUAGCUUCAUUUCUUUUCUGGUUUGUUGUCUUUGUUUGCCUGAAGUGCUUGCUGUGUCCUUGGUCAGCAUAUUCGCACACAUGUCCUUUUAGUUCC